Molecule: messenger RNA, 1455 nt
Organism: Camelina sativa (false flax)
Lineage: Eukaryota; Viridiplantae; Streptophyta; Magnoliopsida; Brassicales; Brassicaceae
Product: disease resistance protein CHS1-like
Biological process (GO): defense response; signal transduction
Molecular function (GO): ADP binding
Source: RefSeq, a predicted model, not a curated record
UUCAAUCCUGUCUUCUAUAAUUCAAGAAACCAUUGGCGUUUAGAAAAGAAAACAAGAAAAAAAAAAAACUCUUUGGAGCAAUCUAAUCGCUUUGCUUCAUAGAUGACUUCCUCUUCUUCAUCCUCUACCUAUUUUGAUAUCUUCCUGAGCAGCGCAGAAGACACGGGGAAAGGCUUGGCCUCGCAUCUGUACCGUUCGUUGUAUCUAAGAGGCAUUCCGACUUAUUUAAGAGAUGCCAAGCUGGAAGAGAGACCCUCCUCGUCCCUUGUUUAUGACGCAAGGAAAUAUAUCCAAGGGUCGAAAUUUGCCGUUGUUGUGGUCUCACAGAGCUAUCCAACCUCGGUUUGGUGCCUGGAAGAGCUCCAAAUACUACUAAACUUUCACGACCAAGGCCGCCUCUACGUUCUGCCCAUCUUUUACGAGGUUAGUUUUUCAGAUAUAAGAAGUCAGACUGGAGCAGUCGCAGAACCCUUCAGAAAGCUUGGUGAAACAUAUCCUGACAAAGUUCAAGCAUGGAGAAUUGCUCUUAUCAAACUCACCGACAUACCCGGCCUGGAUUUACAUCAUCUGAGCGAAGUGGACGUGGUUCUAAACAGAGUCCUGCUAUACAAAAGCGAGGCGAUCUACCCGAGAGAAACAAAAGGCGUUGGACUGCUCGGGUUGGAUCGUCAUAUGAAAGCACUGUACCAGCUGUUGGACUUAAAAAACUCGACCGAGGAAGUUCGCUUGAUCGGCAUUUGGGGUCCAGGAGGCGUUGGGAAAACGACGCUUGCGAGAUUCGCCUAUGACGAUCUGUAUAACAAUUUCCAUACCCAUGUGUUUGUAGAUAAGGCCGAAAACAUUUAUUACCAAGACCUUGAAAAGCCACGUUCAGAAGAAACAUUAACUUCAGGAGGAGGAAUUCGAAGUGUAAGCACCGGUAUGAUCAAAUCAACGGUUGGACAUCGGAAAGGCCUGCUUGUGAUUGAUUGCGUGGACAACCUGGAACAGUUAAAGGCAGUAGCAGAGAUCCUUAGCUGGUGUGGUUCAGGAAGUAGAGUCAUCCUUAUCACGCAGGACAAGAAUUUGCUAACUCAAUUCGGUGUGCAGCAUGUCUACGAAGUCAAGUCUCUGAGAUACGAUGAUGCUCUUCAACUCUUUUCUCAAUCUGCAUUCGAAAGGCAAAACCCUCCUACUAGUUUUGAAUCACUUUCUCUUCGCGCUGUCCAGGUCGCAAGUUUCCUUCCCCUGACUCUUACAAUUCUCGGCUCCUCUUUACGAAACAAGAAUGAAGAGGAAUGGGAGAAGGAACUGCAAAAACUCGAAGGAGAUCGAGAGAAUACGAUUAUGGAAAUAAUGAAGAAAAGCUACACUAGAGAAGAUGAGAACGAUCAAAUCCCUUCAUUUAUCUUGCCUUAGUUAUUAGUGAUGAUUAUAUGACAAUUAGUUCUGAAUAAUAUGGGUGCUCGUUAUAUA